UUAAUAACUAUUUAAUUAAUCUUCAAAAGAAUAUUCAAUUUUUUAAUAAUUGUAAGUUGCAUUUUUUUGGGGAGAAAUUGACCGCAAUACCACGAACUAUGACUUGGGUGCGCGAGCACCAUACAUUGACUAACAUUCAUAAUAUCAUAAACUAUUAGCUUUGGUGCGAAGUGUAUCAUUAAUGAUGCCAAAGGUCAAUUUUUGGGCGAGAUUCCACCUACGCCGUCAUUAAUGGUACGCUUUGCACCAAGAUUAUAGUUUGUAAUAUUUUGGCUACUAAUUAAUAUUUGUGGUGCUCCUUGUACCCAAGUCAUAGUUAGUGAUAUUACGACCAAUUUUGUCUUUAGUCAAUGAAUUUCGCUAUACAUGCACGUGAUUAUCUUAUAUUUGCUAAAUAGAUAUUCAUGCAAAAAUAUUUAUCAAAGAAACUUUAAUUUGCGAUCAAUUUUCCUUAUUAUUUAAUAUUAUUAAAUGUGUAACUAUAAUUUCACGAUCUAUUUGCUUUCGCACGCAUCGCUACAUAUGAUACUAAUACUUAAAUAUCACUACAUAUGGGAUUGUUCUCCCCGGCUUUCAGUUCAGUUCAGUUGCAACUAGUUCAUUUGCAAUCAGUUCAAGUCAGCUCCAAUUAUCAUUUCUAUUACUUAUAAUUUAAAUCAAUUCAGUUUAAUUCAAUUCCCUUCAGUUACAAUUAGUUCAGUUUAAUUCGCUUUAGUUACAAUCAAUUUAGUGUCGAAGAGAAUAGUUACUUAACAUCAGCAGGACAUUUUAAAACUUGCUGUUGUAUUACUCCACUGUGCACAUGUGGGCCUGUGGCCGAUCACGGAUGCCAUAGUUCAGCUUUCGCGCCAUUUUUUCAACUGAUCGAUUUAACGAACCUCCUGUUCUUCCACAAUUUUCGAUCCUUUCCUCUAUCACUGGUUCGAUUUUGCAUCAAUCUCAAAACCCCGACACCAAAUUGUAAGAAAUCUAUUUAAUUUACGCCUUCUAUUUCUUCUCUUUUUUGAAUAAUUUCAUUUCAUUAGUUUGUUACCUGAAAAUUAGGGUUUCUGGAACUUUUGAAUGAUCAACUUUAAAAUAAUAAUGUGAGAUUAGCUUUUACGAUGCUCAAAUCAAUUGAAGGAAAUUUCUGAAUCAAAUUGCUCGUUAAUUGUAUUGCAUUUCUGUGUGUUGGUUAAAUUUUCGUUUCGUUUGUAUUUUCAGUUUUGCGAAAUUUCUUUUGUUGGCGUCUUAACAAAUUUCUGGUUAAUGCUGUACAUUUUGUUCUAGUUCAUAUCUACUUUUUGGGUGUUAGCCUAAAAAAUUAAUUGUCAAGUAUACUAUUUUGUAAUGUCGGGGAAAUAAUCAAGGAAUCAAUUAUUAUUAGAUUUCUUAGCAGACACCUGUUUAAAUGGAGUGCUGGAGAGAGGACGGAGAGGAGCAUUCUUACCUAAUUUUGUUAACCCUGAUGAAUUGCUAUCUGGAAAAGGCGGAUCGGUAGAUGCAAGUGGUGUAGCUUUUGGCCAAUUUAGCAGAAGUGAUUAGCGAAUUGUGUUCCUGUACCAAUCCUCGUAUUGUGAAUCAGGUAGCACCAGAGAGGAGACAACCACUGUAGGGUAUUUUAGUGAAAGCAUGGUACCUUUAAGUAUUAGAGUUUUGAUUAUUGUAGGUAUUAUUUCAGAUGUACAGUGUAUAUGACACGACACGAGUGCUUAAGGUUGGACAAAAAGUAGUAAUAUUGUGGGUGCCUGGGUGGUGACAUUGUGGGUGGUGGUAAAAGCUAUUUGUUCUGUUUAAUUGGCAUUGAAGAAAAGGGGAAAUAUUCUCAUGUAUACUUACUGAGAAUUAACUAUACCUUGCUUUUAAGUGGAGCAACAGGACAAUAACUACCUUUGCUUAUUUCACCUUGAAGUGAAGCUUAUUGGACCAUGUAAUGAGUAUGGAAAAGGCAUCAAUUAUAUUACUACCCAAGUAAGAAACACAAACAUACUUUGUCCACUGAUCUAUUGUCAAUAGGACCAAAGGUUGGGUGUGUUAUAUAAGCCUUCAAUGUUUCUCUCUGCUUGCUACUUAGAUUUUUCUCAUUUCUUUUGGUCUUCCAACUUCCUUAUGCUAACAAAUAUGUUUGAUUUAUUAUAUAUGUCAAUGUUGGUCUUAACUAGAUUUGUUAAACUAAAUGUAAAUUGUCAACCUGGUGCUUCUCAUAGGACUUUCUUGCCCUAACCAGAUAAUGUUAUAUAGCUUUACAUUGCCUACCUUGUUUAAUACUCUUGAUUUCCUCUCCAAUUUUGUUGGCUACUUGUUGUGUCUAUUAUACGUGUUAGUUUUCUUAUAUGCAUUGGCUAUUGCUCCUAGGAAUUUGAAACCAUUUUUAGUUUGUCUUUUCUUUUUUUAGGUGGAAGGUGUUAAUUAGAUCUUUUUUGAGUUGAGAACAUAACUAACUGAAUCAAGAAUUUUCUUUCAUGCUUGAGUCAUGAAAAUCGAGAUUUUAAAAGUCAAAGGCUCCUCAUAUCUUUUGGACAUCAUCUGUGGAAUGCAAAUGAUAUGAAAUGCAUGAUGUUUCCCCAAUAUAUGAUCCUGAUGAGAAUUACAUAUAAUAACUAAUUGAGAUUCCCAUUUCACUUUGAUUGUGCUUUUAUAUAUUUUGACUUUUUAUCAACUGUCCUAAUAAUUUAUUGUCAGCGUGUAUUUGACGCAGAAUCCUUCAGAAGCCAUUUAUGUAUUGGGCAUUUGUAACUAUUCGUUUUUUGUGUAAUACGUCAACUAAGAUAUCCGAUGAGACAUGGCGGUAUAACCAAGAUUAACAGCACACUGAAAAACAUAUACCGCUUGAACUUGUAGUUUUGAUUGUUGUGUGGUAUUUCAAAAGCCACUGAUUGGCUGAUUGCAGAAGUCAUUAUUUUGGUUGUUGUAUUAUAUUUUAAAAGCCACUGAUAGUUUAGAACUCUAACAAAAUGGUAAAGUAUUUUAUGUGAAUAACCUUAGUUGAUGGAUGCAUAUUUCUGCUUGCUUUGAAAUGCCAUAUAUUUUAUGGAAUAUGACAGUUUACUGCUUGACGUAUCUAUUUUCUGAAUAGAUUCUAGGCAUUUUGGCUAGAUAGUUAUUUGAGUGUAUUGCUAUUUCCUAUGUGUAUACAAUCUCUUUACCCUUCACUAGAGAUAACUCAAAUUUCUAUUUUGAGAGGGUGGAUAAUUCAAAUCUUGUAGCCUUGUGCUAUGCCUAGACUUUUUAUUGGUUUAGAAGAAUUUUUGAUGUUUGCAAAUUUGAAACUCUUCAUUUGGGUUAAGAUGAAUGAAUCCUUUUGUGGCAAGAUCUUGUAUAAAAGGAUAUCACAAUAACUUACCAUUUAGGGUAUAAUGGUUUGUUGUUGACUAAAUGAUCUUUUGGGUUAGCUUUUAUUGUCCUACUUAAGACUUACUUUCCUUCCUUAUAUGUUGUAAGGUAGUAUGUUGGUCAAACCUUAUCAAUCGAAGAUGUAACAAAUAGAACAUCUUCAGCUUUCGUAAAUAAGUUAUGAACCGUAUCUUGCCUUAGCUAUAGCCUUUUCAGUAACAUUGGAUAAUGGCGUCUAUAAUAACAUGUGAAUUACUCUGAAAUAAAGUACUGCUAAUGUUCAUUCAUGAAGUUAUAUAAGAAAAGGUGGGCUUUGCAGAAAAAAAGGAAAAAAGACUUCUUACGUAAAUACCCUAGUAUGAGUGCAAUCCAAUUUAGACCUAACAUGAGUAUCUUCCGUUUUCAAACUACUUUGGAGGUCCUCUUGAAAAUGCUUUAUCUUGUAUGCAUGGACAGUUGAUUGACAAGCUUUUACUUCCUCUUUCUAAUGUUCUGUUUAACAUCCAGAUUCAAUUUCUGUUACAUGUAUAACAGGUUAGAAAGCUAGGCGGGGAGCAAAAUAGUUGUGUGAAUUCAUUCAAUAGUAUGGUUAUUGUGAUAAUUUAACUUCAAAACACAGUUUCAUGAUAUUUUACAAAAAAAAGUAGUUGGGAAGUGGAGAAGUGGAAAUUAUGAAUUGAGCAAUAUUUGCCUUUCUUCUUUGUUUAAUCUAGUACUUCUAAUUACCCUUUAUAAUAUGUUUAGUUCAGUGAGAUGGUGGUCACUUGGUCCAAAAGGAAGAUGAUGGAGAAGCUUUUUUGUGAUCUCUAGUAUAAAGCUGGAUCUUUAUGUGUCUACAUUUUCUCUGUUUGUUCUCCUGUUUUAAGAUUGUGCUUUCUCUUACGUAACUGACUACUCUAAUCUGGUACUGGCAGCUAGUUGGAAAUCUUGGCUUUGCUAUGUUGGGUAAUAUGAUGGUUGACAGGACUCUUAAUGGUCUUUGGUCAAGAAUCAAAUAGGAAUCGAGUGUAUUAGACGCUAAGGCCCCUGUUGCACUUCACUGGAGCAUACAGGAAAUUUUUUGGAAUCUGCUGAGCUAAUUUUCACGGCCAAUAAAUUGACAAACAGGUUAUGUCAGUCUGAUAUUAUCUUUUUGAUUUUUUGUUUAAAACUCUUCCUGGCAGAGUUUAAAGGCAGAAUGCUAUGCGACCUCACAGUGCUUCCAUUAUCUGUUGCUUUUAUGCUCCAUACCAUAUCAUUCAUCUCACAUAUCAUUCUUAUUGUGGCCCCCAACAUCCCUACUUCAGAACAUUCUCACCUCUUUCCUUCCUUUUCUUAUAGGUUUCACUGUUUUUGUUCCUUUUUUCUCCCUCCCUAUCCUCAAAUCCUACUAUAUAAACACCAUUUGGCGCCUCAAUAUGAUAUAAACAAACACUCAAGCCUCAGCCUCACCUAAGAGCACUAGAAACACACUACUCUUACGUACACCCGCUACAAAACCAUCCUUUUGCACUGAUGGAGCGUAACCAGUUGCAUCGACAAGUUACUCAAAUGAGGCAAUCUUUCUUUGAUCAGGGAUUUUUGGAUGACCAAUUUAUUCAGCUAGAAGAAUUACAGGAUGACACUAACCCAAAUUUUGUAGAGGAAGUUGCAACUCUUUUUUACAGAGAUUCAGGAAGGUUUCUAGCCAGUUUAGAGCAAGCAAUGGAAAAAAGCCCGUUAGACUUUGUUAAGUUGGACAACUACAUGCAACAGUUCAAAGGAAGUUGCUCAAGCAUCGGAGCUAAGAGGGUGAGAAAUGAAUGCAACCAAUUCAAAGAGUAUUGCAGGGCAGGAAAUAGUGAUGGCUGCAUGAGGACUUUCCAGCAAUUGAAGAGAGAGUACGCGACUCUGAAGAGAAAGCUUGAAUCCUAUUUUCAGUUGGUUAGGCAAGUUGGACCGAGGGAGAUGGCUACUCGGCGGCGUUAGAUGCUGGGUUUCCUCAGAUAAGUGGCUCAGAAAUGGGGCUGGUGAACUUUGUACCAGUUUAUGAUCUAAGAAUCUCAGUUGCUGGAGCCUUAGGCCCUGCUUCUUGAUCUUCACUUGAUGAAAUGGGAGAAUUUUGCAUGUUGUCCUGUGCUUUCAACUCCCUUAUGUAAGAGAUUAAUGUUGUAUCCGUUCUACGAUAAAUGAAAGGCAGGUUAAAUCAUAA
This is a messenger RNA of Beta vulgaris subsp. vulgaris (sugar beet), 5482 nucleotides long. RefSeq names its product histidine-containing phosphotransfer protein 4. Lineage: Eukaryota; Viridiplantae; Streptophyta; Magnoliopsida; Caryophyllales; Amaranthaceae. Gene Ontology annotation, cellular component: nucleus; cytoplasm. Gene Ontology annotation, biological process: cytokinin-activated signaling pathway; phosphorelay signal transduction system; phosphorylation. Bases 4807 to 5259 code for a protein of 150 amino acids. The transcript is spliced from 7 exons. The record is from RefSeq and is a predicted model, not a curated record. Gene Ontology annotation, molecular function: protein histidine kinase binding; histidine phosphotransfer kinase activity.